Manis pentadactyla (Chinese pangolin) is the source of this 2876-nucleotide messenger RNA. RefSeq names its product neuraminidase 4 (gene NEU4). The record is from RefSeq and is a predicted model, not a curated record. Gene Ontology annotation, cellular component: membrane; cytoplasm; lysosome. NCBI's taxonomy places the organism in Eukaryota, Metazoa, Chordata, Mammalia, Pholidota, Manidae. The coding region runs from base 237 to 1718 and encodes 493 amino acids. The transcript has 3 exons. Gene Ontology annotation, biological process: ganglioside catabolic process; oligosaccharide catabolic process. Gene Ontology annotation, molecular function: exo-alpha-sialidase activity.
UUUUAUGCGUCUAAUGUGUCUGCCUCUGGGUUUGCCUGGCUGCUGUGGUUGUAACGCCCGUAUUUGUGGACACCGAACCCCUUUGUCCAAACUUGUGGGCCCUAAUUGUCCACUUGGCCAGCCUCCUGCUGGGCAGGUGUCCCAGGCACGUGGGUGGGGAAGGUCGGGGGCUCUGGUCAGGUUCCCCUGCUUCCAUAACCUCCUCUCCGUGGGCUACGCGGGGAGGAGGAAGGGCCAUGAGAAACGGACGUGGAGCCUGGGACUCCGUGGUCUCGGAGGUGGGCACAGGGAGGCGUAGCCCGCUGACCCUGCCCGCGCCCCCAGGCAUGGAGGCUCCGCGCGUCCCCGGGCGCACCGUGCUCUUCCAGCGCGAGAGGAGCGGCUUGACCUACCGCGUGCCCGCGCUGCUGCCGGUGCCGCCCGCGCCCAUCCUGCUGGCCUUCGCGGAGCAGCGGCUCAGCCCCGACGACGCGCACGCCCACCGCUUGGUGCAGAGGACCGGCACGCUGGCUGGGGGCUCCGUGCGGUGGGGAGCCGCGCGCGUGCUGGGCACAGCCGCUUUGGAGGAGCACCGGUCCAUGAACCCCUGCCCCGUGCACGACGCGCGCACGGCCACCGUCUUCCUCUUCUUCAUCGCUGUGCGCGGCCGCACGCCGGAGGCCGCCCAGAUCGCCGCUGGCAGGAACGCCGCACGCCUCUGCUGCGUGACCAGCCGCGACGCGGGGCGCAGCUGGGGCGCCGCGCGGGACCUCACGGAGGAAGCGGUGGGCAGCGCCGAGCAGGACUGGGCUACAUUCGCUGUUGGCCCAGGCCACGGUGUCCAGCUGCGCUCGGGCCGCCUGCUGGUACCGGCUUACACCUACCGUGUGGACCGGCGAGAGUGCUUUGGCAAGAUCUGCAGGACCAGCCCCCAUGCUUUUGCCUUCUACAGCGAUGACCACGGCCACACCUGGCACCGAGGACAGCUUGUACCCAACCUGCGCUCAGGCGAGUGCCAGCUGGCUGUGGUGGACAGUGGACAGGCUGGCAGCGUCCUCUACUGCAAUGCCCGGAGCCCUCUGGGCAGCCGUGUGCAGGCGCUCAGCGAGGAUGAGGGCACGUCCUUCCUGCCUGGGGAGCUUGUGCCCUCCCUGGCUGAGACUGCCAGGGGCUGCCAGGGCAGCAUCUUGGGCUUCCUGGCCCCACCCUCCAGCAAGCUGAGAGAUAAGGGAUGGUCUGUGGGUGCCAGGAACACCCCCCACACUCGACGCCUCUGUCCUGGGGUCCAGAAAGCCCCAGAGGAAGGCUCUGGAGAUGCCCGAGGGGGCGGUGGGCCUGGUGCGAUGGAGGGAUGUGGGGACGGUGGGAACAGGCUUGUUGGGCCCCCUCCUGCCUUCCCACAGAGCCCCACAUGGUUGCUGUAUUCCCACCCAUCUGGGCGUAGGGUUAGGCUCCACAUGGGCAUCUACUUGAGCAGGUCCCCCCUGGACCCACAUAGCUGGACAGAGCCCUGGGUGAUCUACCAGGGCCCCAGUGGCUACUCUGACCUGGCGUCCAUCGGGCCCACCUCCAAGGGGGGCCUGACCUUCGCCUGUCUUUUUGAGAGCGGGGCCAGGGUCUCCUACGAGGAGGUCAGCUUCUGCAUGUUCUCUCUGCGCGAGGUCCUGGAGAAUGUGCCGGCAGGUCCCCUGCUGCCCAGCCAUGUGGGCAAACCUGUGGAGCGCUGCCUGCCCUCCUGAUGGGCUCUCCUGCUAGGUCUGAUGCCCGGGUGCCGGGGAGAAGGGGAGGAGCUCUGAGUGUCAGGAUGCUCCACGGAGCUCUGGCUUCGAGAGGCGGCUUUGCUCCUUGGCUUCUCCAAGAAUUGUCCUUGUGAAGGAGCUGCUGAGUCGUACCGAGUUCAGUUUUAGAAUGUUCGAACCACCAGGCUGGCCUUUAAUGAGGGUCGUGCAGCCAAAGUCAGAGGAGGUGGUUCUCUGAGCCCCAUGGGUGUACGGCUGACCUGGGCUUUCUUGAGGGUCGCGGGCGGGGUGCUGGACCCUCAGAUCAGCACACUGUGCGUCAUGGGCUGGUGAGUUUUUCUCCUAAACCUUGCUCUGCUGUAUACUUUCUGGCUUAUGAACGAGAAAUAAAAGGGUUGUGUGUUUGUGGCCAGGGCCGUUUCUCAGUUCUUUCCUCCUCAAAGCCAUGGGGAGGGCACCCAGUGCUCUCACUCAGUUUUGUGACCUCCUCUGGCCACCCAGUCACACUGCAGAGCCUGCUCCGCUUAGCUGAACUCCCCAGUGCCUGGGGGCCAUCAGAGGUGGGGCAGGUUGAGGAUAUACAGGUGAUCUUUGUGGUGGCCCUAAACCUGUCCAGGAUCUGCAGACCGGCUGCCCUGCAGGCGGGGCAGAGCCAGAUACACAGAGUAGGGAACCUACCAGGACCAGCCCCCUGCACCCUCCCUGAAACACCUUUUUAUUCCUCCUUUUUAAAGUCUUCACUUCUGCUUACAAAGUAUGUUCAGUAUAGAAAACUUGGGAAAUGUAGGAAACUAUUAAGAAAAUAAAAACGACCCUGCACAGAGCCUUUCCUCACAACUACGAUUAUCCUACGAUUAUCUAGGGAGCCUCUGGACCUCUAGACUCUACUUCCAUCGCUCUAGGGACCUCAUUUAAGUGGGGUCAUACAGUGUCAUUUGUAACCAGACUAUGCACUGUUACAUCAUGUCCUCAUCCCCAGCACGUGUCAGAAUGUCCUUCCUUUUCUCAGGCUGAAUAAUAUUCCAACGUGUGGCUGGGCCACACUGUUUAUCCAACCAUACGUCCAUGGACUCUUGGGUUGCUUCCACCUUUUGGCUGUUGUGAAGAGUGCUGCUGUGAGCAUUGAUAAGCAACUUUAAAAAAUAAAUAAAUUUUUAU